Messenger RNA from Leptidea sinapis, 903 nucleotides. RefSeq lists its product as uncharacterized. The transcript is spliced from 3 exons. The record is from RefSeq and is a predicted model, not a curated record. Bases 59 to 796 code for a protein of 245 amino acids. Lineage: Eukaryota; Metazoa; Arthropoda; Insecta; Lepidoptera; Pieridae.
AUCAGCUGAUGUCAGGAAUCAGUCACGUGAGCGAAUAAAAUAAAAAAAAAAAUAAAAAAUGAAAAUUGUAUUUUUAAUAUUUGCCGUUUCGGCACUCGUGAAUGCAGAAGAAAGUGAUAAAAGUGUGGAGACUGCAAUUAAUUUCAUAAAGGACUGCCAGGGAGAUUACUUCUUAUGUGUUAAGGAAAAAUUGCUGAAAAUUGUUGACAAUGUCCGGUCAUCUAGAUCGAUCACAAUUGCAGAGGGCCUUGUACUUAAGGGUGAACCUAACGUUAGGGCUGGUAAACAAUUAGAAGACUUACCAAUUGAUCCAAUUGCAAGAGACGCUGAAGUUAACUACAGAUUACUAGACGGCGUUGUCAAUGUAUUUGAAACUCAUGCUCUUGAGGUUAAGAUGAAUGAUGCCGACAAAGAAACCGUUCAGCGAUCAUUAGAUGAAGGUCGUGGCAAGAAAAAAGGUGGUGGCGGUAUUGGUGCUAUAAUCGGAUUGCUCGGCGCCAAACUGCUUCUGGGAAAAUUGUUCAUUGUUAAACUUAUAGCUCUAAAGGCUUUGGCGACAGCAAAGAUCGCUUUGGUUCUAGCAGUUGUCCUCUUCGUCGCUUGGUGUUUCAAACAGGAGCACACAAAGACAACAUAUGAAGUUGUUCCCCAUCAUCACGAACCUCACCCAGUUCAUGUAGAACAUGUUGCUCAUGAUUUAGGCCAUGGACACGGAAUCUCUGGCUACGGAGCUGACUGGAACAAAAAUAUUGAUGACGCACAAAACAUGGCGUAUUCAGCGUAUUCGCCACAUUAACACCAAAUAGUUGACCACCAACGCUAAAGUACAAAGACUUAUUUAUUUUAUUUAUUACACUAAUUUAUUGUUAAUUUAUUGAAUGUUUAAUAAACAGUUUUCUUAAA